UAUAUGUACUUGUAUAAACAGAUAUCAUCAAAUCAAAUAAAAAUUCUUCAUUCUCUAUCUCUCUGAUCAAUGGAAAACUCCAUUGUUGCUCUGCAAAGCUCAGGUCUGAUUCACGCGACCAGGAGAUCUGAGCCUCUGAAUUGGAACCCUAUUGCAAGUCUCGGCAGAUCAAACCAGAGCAUCAAUGUAAUUGGAAGUAAUUGGAACAGUAGUAAUUCCAAAAUUAGGGUUCAUACUCAUCCCAAAACCCUAAAAAGAAACUUGUUCGUCGUAAACGCUAAUGUUGUUCCCGGAGCUCCAGUGCCGGCGCCUCCGAUGCCUUCUGGACCACCUUCUUGUAAUAAUCCCAUGAGUUGGGUUCUUGGAUUUGUGGUGUCAAUCAUCCUCCCAUUUUUCACCAACAAAUGGGGUCCACUGUGGGUUGUCAAAAAUAGGAUCGAAAAUGCAGUUCAAACUGUCGAAAAUAUUGUAGAGGCGGUCGAAAAAGUGGCGGAAGAAGUCGACAAGAUUGCAGAAGAUAUCGCCGAAGAUCUCCCACAGGGCAAGCUGAGAGAUCUUGUCGAGAUGGUCGAACAUGUGGCCGAGAAAACGGCAAAGACUGCCGAUUGCCUCGACAAUGUCAUCGAUAAGGUUCAGGAAGAUGUGGAAAAUGUGGAAGACGUGGUUGAGUCUAUAGCUAAUAAACCUAAGCAAAAUAUGGUUGAAUCUAUAGACAAACCUAAAUAUGAGUAAUUAUUUUAUUGUUUUAAUAAUAUAUAUAUAUAUAUAUAUAUAUAUAUUUCCAACAUUUUAACUUUCAUUGUAGAGUAGUUAUAAUAAUUUGUUUAUCCAUAAAUUGGUUCACACUUACCAUUUGUAAAUUGAAAUAUUCUUUUGCUAGCUAGCAUCAUCAUUAUAUAUAAAUAUAUUGUAAUAUUUUUCGACUUAAUUAAUCUUUUUUAUAAUAUACUGUGUUGUUGUAAAAAAAUCGCCACCGACGGCUUAAUCGAAAAAGCCUAUUGGAAUUGAUUUAAUUGUAGGAUUCCCCGGCCUCUUCAAGAAAGGAUACGAGCUAUCUCGCGAUAACCGAAAAAUUGAUGAAAAAAGAAGGUAAAAUAAACAAGAACGAAGCUGAAAAUUAAAUUGGAGUUAAAUUUCUAUUCGAUAUGCUCUAUUUAUUUGUUUAUUUUGAAUCAUGUUUGGAUAAGAUAUUAUUCAUAAUUAUUCUCAACAAUUCCAAUCACCUUCAUUUUCAUAUUCUUCUUUUAUCUGUUGACUGCUUCAAAUGCCCUGUAGGUGAAUCAUAUAGAGCAGGUGACCCAAGCCAUCGAGGUUUGAACCCAUCACCUGAGGCGUCCAAAAUUUGAAUCCAUAACCUUACUGUCAUUGUCCCGUCCCUUAUGGGACAACAAUAGUGCAUUCUUGGAACCUCAACAAAUGAGUAUUUAAAGAACCACGAAUAAAUAAAUACAUAAAUAAUUAAUGGAGCUCAAUCCGAGCCCAAAAUUAUUAUAGCGUUAGUUUCAAUGGGCUGAGCCAAGAUGGCCCAUUAACCAGACCUUUAAUAGUCCUCCAA
Molecule: messenger RNA, 1555 nt
Organism: Andrographis paniculata
Lineage: Eukaryota; Viridiplantae; Streptophyta; Magnoliopsida; Lamiales; Acanthaceae
Exons: 5
Coding region: 70-732 (220 amino acids)
Source: RefSeq, a predicted model, not a curated record